AUGCCGCAGGUACGCAAAGCUAAAGUGAAAAUCCAAGCAGUGGAUUCUCAUGGCCAAUCUUUACCAAACACAACUGUCUCCCUGGCACAACAGAAGAAUAAUUUCCCGUUUGGUAAUGCAAUAAGCCAACACAUCCUAAACAACAAAGCCUAUCAAGAUUGGUUUACUUCAAGAUUCAAAUACACAGUUUUCAAAAACGAAAUGAAAUGGUACGCCAACGAGAAAAUCCCCGGCCAACUAGACUACAACGUAGCCGAUGCUAUGCUUAGUCUUGUCCAAAAAUAUAUCAUUAAAGUCCGCGGCCACAAUGUCUUUUGGGAUAAUCCUCAGAAUAUACCCUCGUGGGCGCACUAUCUUUCACCAGCACAACUAUCUUCAGCUGCAUCAAGAAGGAUAAAUUCAGUAAUGAAUAGAUAUUUAGGCCAACUUAUUCAUUGGGAUGUUGUGAAUGAAAAUGUCCACUUCUCGUUCUUAGAGCAGAUUCUAGGGAAGAAUGCGUCUGCUGUUUACUACAAAAAGGCUAAUGAAAUUGAUAGCAAGGCAAUUCCAUUCUUGAAUGAUUUCAAUACAAUUGAACAUGGAUUUGAUGGAACUUCAAAUCCAGCUAAGUACCUAGAAAAGAUUAAAGAGCUUCGAUCCCAUGGUUACAAUGGCCCUUUAGGAAUUGGACUCCAGGGACAUUUUGUCACCCCAAAUUUGCCUUAUAUAAGAUCUUCUCUUGAUAUGCUUGCUUCAGCUGGAUUGCCAAUUUGGAUCACCGAGUUAGAUGUUGCAAAUACCACCAACCAGGAGAUGAUGCUAAGUGAAGAAGAUGUUCUGGAGCUAAAUCGGAUAAUUUGGAGCUUUGAAAUCCGAGUAAAAGCCCAAGGAAUUAAACCGGGAUCGCGUCUGGUGCUCGUGGACCGGCGUUGCAUACGAAAGUUGGAAGAAAGAGAAUUGAUUCCAUACAACCCAAAGGUAGAAAAGAGUCUGCAAAAGUUGAGGAAAGAGAAAGAACUCAUCGGAAAGUUCUUGGGACAGCCUUCAACCCAAGAACACAUGGCUAAUCACAGUAAAGAUGCGGCAAAUCUGGCUGCAAGAGAAGCAGCACAACAGAGAGAAGAACCUACAAGGAUAGUAGCUUAG
Nicotiana tabacum (common tobacco) is the source of this 1125-nucleotide messenger RNA. Its product is annotated as endo-1,4-beta-xylanase 5-like. Gene Ontology annotation, biological process: carbohydrate metabolic process. Gene Ontology annotation, molecular function: hydrolase activity, hydrolyzing O-glycosyl compounds. Lineage: Eukaryota; Viridiplantae; Streptophyta; Magnoliopsida; Solanales; Solanaceae. The record is from RefSeq and is a predicted model, not a curated record.